Salvia hispanica is the source of this 1298-nucleotide messenger RNA. RefSeq names its product DNAJ heat shock N-terminal domain-containing protein. The record is from RefSeq and is a predicted model, not a curated record. Gene Ontology annotation, molecular function: iron ion binding; electron transfer activity. Lineage: Eukaryota; Viridiplantae; Streptophyta; Magnoliopsida; Lamiales; Lamiaceae.
CAUACCGCCAAAAUAUCUCAGAUUUUGAUCAAUUUAUUCCAGACCCUCUUUUUCUUGCACCUAGCUGAAUCGAUUCUAGGAUUUUGUGAUUCUUUUCUCUGCAAUGGCUCAGUUACUGCCGCCAGUUUGCACAGAUGCACUCAAAUUUCAGAAUCCAUUGACAAGUUUGUGUCCAAGAAGCAGAUGCGCUGCAGCAGGAAAAAAUAAUGUGGGGUGGAGCAGCUAUGGAGGGAAGAGGAAAGGGGUUGGGAGAAUCAGGGUUGCAUCUCAGGAAUCUGCUUCUUCUGAGGAUGUUGCAGAUGAUUAUUAUGCUGUUUUGGGUCUGCUUCCAGAUGCGACCCCGGAGCAAAUAAAGAAAGCCUAUUAUAAUUGCAUGAAAUCUUGCCAUCCAGAUUUGAGUGGUGAUGACCCGGAGACAACGAAUUUCUGCAUGUUCAUAAACGAGGUGUACGAGAUUCUGAGUGAUCCUGUCCAGAGAAUGGUGUAUGAUGAAAUCCAUGGAUACGCUCUCACUGCAAUCAAUCCGUUUUUCGAUGAUUCCAGCACGAAGGACCAUGUCUUUGUGGACGAGUUUAGUUGCAUAGGCUGCAAGAACUGUGCCAACGUUUGCUCGGAAGUUUUUGCCAUUGAGGAAGACUUUGGAAGAGCCAGAGCUUAUAACCAAGCCGGGAUGCUUGACAAAGUUCAGCAAGCAGUUGAGAGCUGCCCCGUUGAUUGUAUUCAUUGGACUUCUGCUGCUCAGUUAUCGCUGCUGGAAGAUGAAAUGCGCAGAGUAGAAAGAGUGAAUCUUAUUUACAAGCGUAAUAAUGCUUAUCAGGUCGCUCUGAUGCUCUCGGGCAUGGGCUCAGGAUCUUCAGAUGUCUUUCGGAUGGCGAGCGGUAGAUGGGAAAAGAGACAAGCUAAAGUAUUGGCACAGGCUAAAGUGAGGAUGAUGAAGCAGAAAGAUUCUGGCCAAACUCCGACUUAUUGGGACAACCUUUGGGGCAACACGAAAGACUACGAAAGUAAAGCUAAUAAAGAGGAAGAAGUGAAAGAGAGGGCAGCACGAGCUGCUGCAGCUGCCCGUAGAUGGAGAGAGUAUUCCAGGAGAGGCGCGGACAAACGUCCUACAUACAAACUUCCAGAAGCCGUCUCUAACAAGGAGUAGUGGUAAGCGUUGUUAGUUCUAGCUCGACCACCCUCGUAUAUACGUACAUAUGCAUAUAUGUAAAUGCGAUUGAUCAUUCAUUCGCUGCAUCGUAUGCAGAACUGUAUAUAUAACCUUGUUAUACAUAAUUGAGACUUUUAGCAUUACAACA